This is a messenger RNA of Schistosoma spindalis, 940 nucleotides long. Lineage: Eukaryota; Metazoa; Platyhelminthes; Trematoda; Strigeidida; Schistosomatidae. The record is from the annotation of a GenBank genome assembly.
AUGUGUGAUCAGUGUGUUACAAUUAAAUUAAAUUAUACAAAUUAUUCAAUUAUUCCAUUUAUUAUUCAUUAUAUAAAUGAUUAUUAUUAUCAUUAUUAUUUAAUUAAUUAUCAAAAAUUUUAUUUAAAAUCAUUUUUUCAAAAAAUUAUUCAUAGAAAAACCAUCACAUCAUCAUCAUCAUUGUCAUCAUCAUCAUCCUCCUUGUCAUCAACAUCGUCAUUAUCAUCAUUACUGUUAUUAUGGAAAUCAAAGAAUAUUUCUAAGAAACAAUGUUAUUUAAUAAAAAAUAAUAAAUUUAUCAAACAAAAAAAUGUUUAUUCAGUUUACAAUACUACUAAUAAAACGACGACUACUACUACUACUACUACUACUAUUACUAAUACUAAUACAAUUUAUAAUAAAUCAUUUAUAUGUUUAUGUAUUAUGAUGAUAUUUUGUGCUCAAAUGUCAAUUUCAUUGACAACAGGUAAAAAGAUAUCUGAUCGAUUUAUUGAUAGUAGUACCAGUAAUAAUAUUAAUAAUAAUAGUAGAUAUCGAGUUAUGAAUAUUGAAUUGUUACGUUAUAUGGGUGAAAAAACAUUACGAAGUGGUGGUGUAAUCACUCAAUUAUUUGAUGCAAUUGAAUUCUCUGUUGUACAUGAACGAUCUACCUCAUAUUUAAGGUUUAAGUUGUAACUAUAGAAUAUCAAUUGGAGGUUUUGUGAUUAUGACAAAUUUAUUAAAGGUCAUUAUGUAUAUAAAUAAGUGAAUAAGAGAAGUGCAAAAUGACCGACAUUUUAUAAGAAUAAAUGACAUUCAUAUUCAAUAAUAAAUGUACUUUCAGCGAGUACUUUAAGUGUUAUUUUUAGUUUAGAGAUUUUGUAAAAAUAUUUUUUUUAAUAAAAUGAUGUAAUUCAAUGUAUGUUUUGGAAUGUAUUAUUGAAAAAAAAACUAAUAAUAC